Molecule: messenger RNA, 654 nt
Organism: Cokeromyces recurvatus
Lineage: Eukaryota; Fungi; Mucoromycota; Mucoromycetes; Mucorales; Mucoraceae
Product: cyclin-domain-containing protein
Exons: 2
Biological process (GO): regulation of cyclin-dependent protein serine/threonine kinase activity
Cellular component (GO): nucleus; cyclin-dependent protein kinase holoenzyme complex
Molecular function (GO): protein kinase binding; cyclin-dependent protein serine/threonine kinase regulator activity
Source: RefSeq, a predicted model, not a curated record
UUACAAACCAACAUGGAAAAUGGACAUAUUUUGUCCGCAGCAAAUGCUGGUAUAAACAACAUGAUUACUCCCUCCUCAAAUGAUUGUAAAUAUUUUGAAGAACGACCUUGUGAAAAGUAUAUCCAAUUUAUGGAUUCGUCUCGUCAAGAACGUACUUUCAUGAUUGAAAGAUUAGUCGAAACUUAUGCAAACGUAAUUGAUUCAAUUUGGAACAUAAAAUUUCAGCUUGGACAACCUAAAACUAAAGUUAUUCCUACAAAAGCAUUUUGCAGUGAAAUUCUUAAGCGAUCUAAAGUAACUUACACCACUGUUCAACUUAGUCUUUUUUAUAUUUUUCGAGUUAAGAAAUUAAUUCAUGAAAAGCUGUGUCAACGUCUUGAAACACCUUCUAACACGAAUGCAUUGGAUGAUAUGAUUUGUUGUGGAAGACGUAUGUUUUUAGCUUCACUUAUGGUUUCCUCUAAAUAUCUUCAUGACAAGAAUUAUCACAACAAAGCAUGGGCCAAAAUUACUGGACUCAAGAUCUCAGAGAUUAAUGCUGCGGAAAUGGCAUUUCUUAAAUUGAUCGAUUAUCGUCUUUAUAUUAGUAAGCCUACAUUUGAUAAAUGGUAUACACAAAUACAUGGUCAUAUUCAGAAAGGAUACAAAUCAUCG